AUGGAUUCGGAGACGGCACCAUCCAGCAGUGCGUCGGUGGUGAGCUACUGUCUCAUUGCGACCGACGCUGGCAACAGCGCACAUAGGACCCGGACCGGCAGCAUUACAAUGAUGGACGGUAUGAGCAUGUGGUCACCGAUGGAUACGAGCUGCAUCGGGGACGGUUCGGAUCACCGUACCGACGACGGCGAUGAUUACUACAACGAGAACAAAGUCACCGUGAACUUCUGUGCGAAUGCCAUAACGGCCGAUGCCGUCGAACAGCUGGUGGUGAAGGAAUCCGACUGUAAGAUGCAGCUGAUGGCGAAGCCAACGGAGGUGGCGGUGGUGGUCGACACACCGAACAACCGUGUCCGGAUGGCGCUGGGUGUCCUGAUCCGUCUGAUGCUUCCGCUUACGCAUGGUGUCGCACGUGGCUGGAAGGGGCUUCGUGGUCUAAGUGUGCUGGCGUUGCUCCGGAAGGUUCGCGAAAGCCACGGCCUUUUAACCACACUGUUCGCGGUGGCGGCUAACAGCGUCUCGAUGAGUCUGUCCUCGGUACAAGUGGCGCAUCGGAUCGAUCCACUGCUGCGGGUGAUCAAGCUGCGAAAGGAUUCCACCACAUCGCCUACGCUCGCCAUUAAAGCGGGUGGAAUCGCGGAAGCACCAGCCAUACCCAGCGCACAGCUAGCAACGGUACGUGUACCACGCCACCUACCGGACAGGUGUGUCGAUUUGGUGGUGCUCGCGGAACCACCGCCGGGCGUACCGAUCCGUGCGGAUAUAGUGCUCAUACACGGGCUGCACGGUUCGCUCGUCAACACCUGGAAGCAGGGCCUGUGGAAUAGUGAGGGCCGUCUGGUGAACUUCGAGCGCCCGCCGAAGCCACCGCUAAGGCCACCGAAAAGGCAACGCCACUCACGGGCAAACUUGUUCGCUCCACCGCACGUGUCGAAGCGGCCCAAGUACGAUUGCUCCAACGCGGAUGGGCUGGAGCACAGCUACAGCGAAGCAGACAGCCCGUUCGAUGAGUCGCGGUCAACUUCGUACGAGUUUGCCCACCGGCGCUAUACGUACGAAUGUGGUGAACCGGACGAGGUACACUUUGCGGACGAUGUAGAGUACAGCUUUCCCACCUUCCGGUUGCGCAUCGAAGAGGAGCAUGGUCAAAAGACAUCCACCAUCGACGAGGGAACGCCAACGUCUGCUGGUGGGAAGCGGAAGCUGCCGAAACCCACGAAGGACGCAAAUUGGUCGCCGUGUUGGCCGGGCGAUUGGCUCCCAUUGGAUUGUCCAGGGGUGCGUGUGAUCGCCGUCAACUAUACCACCGAUCCGUACCUUUGGCGACCGGUGUGGAUCACUAAAAGGAAUCGUUCAAGCCUGGUUGAUCGUGCGCGGGAAAUGAGUGAUCUACUGAUAGCCAAAGGUGUGGGCCGUGGUCAUCCGAUCGUUUGGGUUGGUCACUCGAAAGGUGGCAUCUUCAUCAAGCAGAUCCUGGUGGAUGCGUGGGAAAGUGGUCGUCCAGCGGCAGAGCCACUGUGGCGAUCCUCACGAGGUACUCUGUUCUAUUCCGUACCGCACCGGGGAUCUCCACUGGCGGACUUCAAUUUGCCACUGUUGCGCCAAUCGGUGGAAUUGCUGGAAAUACAGAAAAAUUGUUCCAGUAUUCUGGAGCUGCACAGUCGCUUCGUUGCCCUGUACCACAGUGGCCAGCUGAAGAUAGACGUGUUCAGCUUCGUCGAAACGGCCUUGACGCUCAUGUCCGUACUGUACCUGCGCAUAGUCGGGAUUGAUUCUGCUGAUCCCGGCAUCGGUGAAGUCUGUGGAGUGCAUCUGGACCAUCGGGAAAUAUGCAAACCCCGCAGCCGCAACUGCAUCCUCUACACCGAGUUGGUCAAGAUGAUUAACCGUGUGAGUUGA
This is a messenger RNA of Anopheles marshallii, 1899 nucleotides long. RefSeq lists its product as uncharacterized. The coding region runs from base 1 to 1899 and encodes 632 amino acids. The transcript is spliced from 6 exons. The record is from RefSeq and is a predicted model, not a curated record. NCBI's taxonomy places the organism in Eukaryota, Metazoa, Arthropoda, Insecta, Diptera, Culicidae.